AAUGCAACCAUUACAGAUAAAUAAAACGAUCAUCGUUAUUCAAUUAUCUACCAUCUAACGCUGGAUAUACAAUUACGCAAUAACACGGAUGAAAAUUUGAGAUUGACUAAGUCGUGCAAUAUUAUCUCAAAGUCCUGAUACUCCACAGAAUCAAAAUGGGAUCAAACCAUUUCAAUCUACUUCUUAUCAUCAUAGGAAUUAUGAUAGGAAAGGCGUAUUUAAUGGAAGAUGAUCUGCUCAAAAAAAAUAUCUCUACGAAAAAUCCAGAAGUAACAGAUAAAAGCAACCAUUCAAUCGCGGAUGAAAAUGAUGAACAUUUGACGUUAUUAACGGAUAUCGACUUGGCAUCGACAUCGUCAGGACUUACUAAUGCAUCCGUUAUUGACAAUCAUGCCAAAAUCGCACUUGAAAAUGUCACAAAGAUUAAUUCAUUGGACAUUAUAACAUCUAGACGACACUUGCAUCGCAGAAAAAGUUCCCACAAAGAUUCUCAAUCUGAAAAGUUAAAAAAUGUAACAUCAUCAAUAAGGAAAAUUAAAGACGCCCCAUUAAUCUUGCAUCAAAGGUUUAAUAAAAAUUCAGUCGAUCAUUCGACUUCAAUCCAUGGGAACCUUGAUUCUACCAAAUUAAACGCCGCAACUUCGAGUUCUACAGUAACAACGUCUUUGUACGUGUUGACGUCAUCGUCUAUCGCUAUACCCAGUCUCAAUUCCUCUGAAGAUAUUAGUCCCGGAAGUUUUUCCAGUAUGACUUACAGAGAAUCAAAUUCAACAACAAAAUCAAAUGAAACUAAUAAUUCAACAUCAAGAAAAACUGAUGCUACUGACGAUAAGUCACACUCACAAUCGAUGGAGUUAAUGUCGUACUCAUUUACAAAUGUGGAAGAAUCCAAUGAUACCAAAAUUUUGGAUAAACUACAGCAAAGAAUUGACAAUAUCAUUUCCACGCGUGCAAACACUUCUACUUUUUUUGAUAACAUUGCUGUAGGUUCUCAGGAUCAACCAUUAAUUCAGGGAAAUGUCGAAGAUAUCGCUAGUAGCACGACGAACGCUUCAUCGAUUAGUUAUAAUGGGACGACAACGAAACAAAUUCCUGAAAUACAAAAGAGUUAUCAUACUGAGCAGUCUUUGUUGACUUCGCAGGCAUUAAGUUUCGAAGAACAGGAAGAAGUGUCAAAUGAUUUAUUAAAAAUGCCAUUGAAAGUGAUUAUUCCUCUUAACUUAAAUCCAAUAGACACAGAAAAUAAUAAGGAUUCAGCUGGCGGAUCUAAAACAACUGUGCAGAGUAAUAAAAAAGUGCAGGGUUUGAAGGAAGAAAUUUCUCAAGAACAUACUGGCAUCAUUAAUGAUUACGGUCCACAAUGCUCUGCGAGUUUCAAUAAGGAUAAGAAACAAGUUUUUGAUAACAAAUUACAAAAAAAUAUUGCCUUUCGUGAACGGCUUGUGGAUGAUGUAUCGAUAUCUGCUUCCGCCGGAAAGACGAAAAGUGAGGCAUGUUCCACAAAUAAUACAGCCCCUUCCCGUUUCGAAAGAUCAAUGGACACAGUGACCAAUAUAACUAUAAACACUCAACUAAGUGCAUUAAACAAAUCCAUGAAUACUGAACAAGAAAAUACUGGUAGUUGCUCAAUUGGAUCGCAAUGUGAUUCGCCAUCAAUGAAUGACUCAACAACACAAAUACUUCAAAAUGAUAAUCUAAACGUGCAAAAUAGUUCCAUAGGAAAUGAAUUGCACUUAAUAGAAUUGACAUCAGUUAACAGCACUCCCAUUCACAAUGAUCGUAGUAAUUGGGUAACAAUACAACAAAUUUCAUCGGAGAGUAUCGCUGAAGAAACGAAUAACGAUAAGACAAAGAGUAUUUUUCUUCCACAUAUAAAUUUUAGUGAUGAGACUGAAAGCACCUCCGGUGCUUCUACAUUAAAUUUUAAUUUCAAUAAAUCCAUGGAUGUUAAAGAGAAUUCCACAAUCGAUGAGAAUAUAUACAUAAUAGAAGGUCUGGGCUACUUCAAGGAUACCUUAGAUGAUAUGAAAGAAUUCGAAGAGGAUCUAGAAAAGCGUCGUGACCCUUUUAUGAAUUAUGGCGAUAGUGUUGAUGAUAUAAUUUUAACUUCGCAAGAUAAUUUGCGGAAAAUGUCUGAUUCGGUGCAAGAUGAUACUGGCCCAGCAAUGGAGCACCAUGUCUCUACGGCACAGUUUCAUUGGGGAGGAAAUUUUGUUGAUCCUAUUGUGGGAUCAUGGUGGUCUAAUGACGACUCCAGAGCUGUCAGAACUUUGGAUAACAAUAUUGGCAAAGGAAAUUUAAAUCAGAAUUCGAAACGUAAAACCGAGAAAAAAGAUAAAUUAGAAAUAGAGCAGCUUCGCGAAAGUCUUCACAUAAAAGACAUCGAUUAUUCGUUAUCGAAGAAACGUUCCAGCGGAUUUUAUCGAAAUAUUUUGCUUUCGGCGUUCUACGUAACAAUUGGAGUGAUUCUAUUUGCUUUGAGUAUUUGGUGUAAACGUGCGUUGAUGACAAGGAAGACGACAAAUAUUUCAGGAUUAAGAGAAUUUUUCCUGAAAAGGCGUCGACCAACGCAUGGAACCGUAUAGUUUAAUUAAACUAUUAUAACUGCAAAUAAUCUCAUGAAUAAAUUUCACGACAAACUAGUUGCAACCAUUAUAAUAAUUUUUUCAAGUGGGUCAUGGGAGUUCCCCAG
Cephus cinctus (wheat stem sawfly) is the source of this 2692-nucleotide messenger RNA. RefSeq names its product chitinase-like protein PB1E7.04c. The transcript is spliced from 7 exons. Bases 156 to 2585 code for a protein of 809 amino acids. The record is from RefSeq and is a predicted model, not a curated record. NCBI's taxonomy places the organism in Eukaryota, Metazoa, Arthropoda, Insecta, Hymenoptera, Cephidae.